AUGUUAGCCCAGGUACCAGAGGAAACCCUAACCCAGCACAGUCGUCUGGAGGCGCGCAAGGCCGUUGAGAACCUUAAAAGGAAUCUCAUGAGCAGCGAUUUCUCUGACUUCCAUCAGAGUGCCAAGCAGCCCAAAACGUCCUUGGUCCAGCCGCCGCAGAUAACGAUGACAACCGCCCCGGCGCCACAGAUGUCACCCGGCAUGGGCCAGGGCCUGAUGUACGCGACUGGCAGCCCGCACUUUAUGCACGAGAUUAAGGUGGAGAACGCCUACAUGGACGUGGACAGUCGCAGCAGUCAGUGCGCCUCGGUGGACUACAACUUUCCCUCGCCCCGAUCCACCUGCAGCACAACGGACGGCAUACCGCCCAUGCGAAUCGGCCCCAAUAAUAAUCUCUAUCAGAAUUUGGAUGCGAUGGGUGCGACGCUGCAGGAGCCGGCGAGCUAUGCGCGGAAUGGCUGCAGUCCGACAGGCUUCAGUGGUGGCUCCAUGACACCCAUCAACCACAACAGCAAUAGCAACAUGAUGAACAAUAACUUUUUGAGUCUCAAGCUGGGUGCAAUGAACCCGCCGUCCAUCACACCGCCACAGCAAAUGGAUCAUCAGAGCAUCAUCAAGCAGCGAUUCCUGGUCCAAGAGUCUCAGCCUGCGCCACACUACCUGCAACGGACACAGCCAGAGCAGCAGCAGCAGCAGCAUCUACAGCAGCAGCCUCAGCAUCAUCAGCAGUACCCCCCGCAGCAACAGCAGCAGCAGCAGCAGCAACAGCAGCCUCAACCGGAGGCACAGAAUCAAUCCUUUAGCGAUCUGAUAUUGUCCAGCACGAUGAUGGAUCUGGGGCCAAUGGAUAGCAAUGAUCUGCUGCAAGGCAUGGAGGAGACGCUAAGCAGUUUGGGCCUAACAGGAGGCGGUGGUGUCGCUGGAGCCACGCAAAUGAACAAUCAUUACAAUAAUUAUUAGUGUGUAUUUGUUAUGUAUAUUCUUAACCAUCCGUAGAGCUAUGUAUGUAGACGGUUGCAGCAGCAGCAACUAUGCAACCGAUAUAGACCUCUAUUACAUGACUCUGUUUCGAGCAGAUUGUACAUAGAUCUUAAAUAGAGGAAGAGAGUGAGAGAGUGAGAGAGGGGGGAUAUGCGAAUCUCAUUGCCCGAUAUCGUGUUUCGUUUCGUGUAAUUGUUAAUGACAAAAUAAUAUAUAUAAUAAACUAUAAUUUAUGAUGUUA
Molecule: messenger RNA, 1222 nt
Organism: Drosophila obscura
Lineage: Eukaryota; Metazoa; Arthropoda; Insecta; Diptera; Drosophilidae
Product: dorsal-related immunity factor Dif-like
Exons: 3
Coding region: 1-960 (319 amino acids)
Source: RefSeq, a predicted model, not a curated record